AUGUCUUACGCCGACGCUGCAGCAAGAGGGGCCAAGCAAUCCCCAGAAGAUUCAAUGGCAGAUGCUAACCACCGCUUCUCAAUCCUUAGGCGUGAGUCAACAUGUUGCAACAAGUCGCGCGCUCCCAGAGUCGAGGCAAUCUACAGAGAUGAAUCGGAGAAUCCCGCAACUCUCGUCGACGUCGAUUCCCCACAUGUGUCAUCCGUUGAUCCGAACUUCCUGAACCAAAACGUAAAAACCUCCACCCAGGCCGAGCGGCUACAACGCGAGCAGGAGCAACAGAACGUCGAGGGCCAGAACAAGGCUCGGAAGGCCCGGGCCAAGGCAAAGGCCGAGAAGUCCAGUCUGAGCGCGAACAAGGGUAACCCGGUCUAUGUGGGAAAUGCCCUAUUGCUCGGCUUGGCUGGUGCUGGGCUGGGAUACGGUGCUUAUCAGAAGCAUCUGAGCGGCAAGCUGUCUUGGGAGCUUGUUGGUCUCUGGUCUGGGGCUGUUGGUGCCUUUGGUGUUGCGGACUACUUUGUGAGCAAAUGGCUCAUCCAGAACAAGUACCCCAAGAAAUAA
Molecule: messenger RNA, 561 nt
Organism: Aspergillus chevalieri
Lineage: Eukaryota; Fungi; Ascomycota; Eurotiomycetes; Eurotiales; Aspergillaceae
Exons: 4
Coding region: 1-561 (186 amino acids)
Cellular component (GO): mitochondrial outer membrane
Molecular function (GO): nascent polypeptide-associated complex binding
Source: RefSeq, a predicted model, not a curated record